Messenger RNA from Pelagomonas calceolata, 3710 nucleotides. NCBI's taxonomy places the organism in Eukaryota, Pelagophyceae, Pelagomonadales, Pelagomonadaceae. The record is from the annotation of a GenBank genome assembly.
UCGUUGCUGCGGCAACACGCAGCGCCUGUGCGCAGCCGGGGGCCCGACAUAAUGGGAGUGCGGCAGCGUCUCGACGCCAUCGCCGCAGCGCCGCGAGCGCGGGCGUGCCUAGUCCUGGCGUGCUGUCUCAUCAGAUGCUGCCCCAUGGGCUCCCGCUGGAGCCCCAGCGGCAGAGCCGCGCGCUGGGGUCACGAUAGACAGCGCAGCCGCCGCGCGCGGUGGGCCGCGACGUCGCGGGCUUUCGCCGGGCGCAGACGAUGGACGCGGCUCGUCGACGCGCACAUCGAUAACACGCGGCCGCGGCUUGAUUCUGACAGCCAGGCCGCGGUUGCUGUGUUUUAUUGUGAUGUCGUUUCCGUAAAUGCCGUUCUCGCCGAACUUCGCUCGCCUUGCUCGAAAAACGAAAAAAACCCGCUCCAAAAGGCCAAGCUGCCAAGCCUGUGCCCCUUGCUGCUACAGCCCCAAUUUGUGCUGCGACGCCGCGUAAACUCGUUGCACAGUUGGAAUAGCUCACUGCGCGCGAUCGCAAGCGAACGCGUCCACCAGUACGACCAGUGCGCUUCAUUUGCUGCUGUGCAGCUAUUUGCUGUUAGUGCCUUGAUUUCGUGCGCUCGCGGACACUGCACGUCAUUCGGUCUCUCAACCGCCGCUUCGGUACACUGCUACGCCGCCCGUUGCCGCUGCGUUACUCUCGCGCCGAUUGGAGUCCGAGACGCCUCUCGAGGCCGCCACGACGCUCGAAAACACCUUCAGACGCACGCAUCCGUCGACGCCGGCAGCAUGCCGGCGGGCAAGAAGCGCGGCUCGCAGCUGCCGGUGGCAUGCUGAGUCCGGAGAAUAGAACAAAAAAUGAACGAAGCAUCGAGCUGCAGCGCAAGGCGAUUGCGGACGAGUACGGCGGGCCGACGGAGCUGCUGCCCCGCGGGCACCAGGGCUUCUUAGCGAGCAUCGACGCGUCGAACGUCGACGACGUGCCGCUCGCGGGCCUCGCGCAAGAAGAUUUGAAGGACCUCGGUCCGGGCGACGGCGGGCGCGGCACGAACCGCACGGCCGUGAGGCAGCGUCUCAGGGACCGGCUCGCGCGCGCCGCGCAGCCGGACGAAGCCGGCGCCAAGGAAGAGAAGCGCGCCAAGUUACGGGAGGACGGCAAGCUCGACCUCGAGUUCAAGAGCCUCGACGACCUGGGGCGGAAGGUCAAGUGGCGCGAGGCGCUCGUGGAUCCGGACUCGUUCGAGUUGAGGAUCGGCAAGACCGACUUCCUCGCGCGCACCGGCGGCAUUGGUGGAAAUUACUGGAAGGCACUCAGUAGGGAGCGGGCCGACGCGAUGGUCGCGAAGGCCAAGGCGAGCGGCGAAUUGUGGAGAUCGGACCGCGAUUGUACUCACGCGGCGUCCUAGAAUUACGGUCGUUGAAGCAUCGCGUCGACCUCCGCGCCAUCGACGCGACGUCCGCUCGACUGCGUGGCCCUCGUCCACUGGUCGACGUCCCCGCAGGCACGCCGACGGACUUCUAUCAUCCAGAUGACGACAAGAACAAGCACGACGGCCUGGUGCCCUUCGGCAACCCCGACGGCGUGAAGAGCCAUUACUGGGGCUGGGGCGACGCCGACUGCGAGGCCAUCUUCGAGGUCUUGUUGGAGAAGAUGUCCAAGGAAGAUUGGGCCCUGUUCGGGACCGAGUUCAUCAAAAUCGCCUGGACGGACGGCAUGUCGCGGGAGACGAAGCUGCGGGGCCUCAUGCGCACCCUGAGUCGGUGUCUGACGGUCGCCGCGGAGACGACGCGCGUGCACAUUAUGAUCGUGUGCUUCCGAGUCCGAACUCUUCAGCCUGAAACGGUAGCGGCGCGUCGACCUUCACGCCAUCGACGCGACGCGUUCACGCUGACGGUUCUCCGCGCAGGCCAAGGAGAAGCUCGAGGCCGAGCUGCGGAAGGAGCGCGACGAGAAGCUCGCCGCCGAAGCGUCGGCGCGGCGCGUGCCGCUCGGCGACGUGAACGCCGUCGCCGCGUCGGCCGCGGCGACCUGCGGCGACGCGCGCGGCGCGCUGCCCGUCGACGACGUCGCGUCGGCCGGCGCCGCUUUAGAUGGUGAUGUGGAGAUGCGCGCCGUGCAGCCCGCGGCGCCGCGCGUCGUCGCGGCUUCGGCGUUUGGCGGUGCUGCGGGCGGCGACGUGCCGCCCGAGAAGCCCCGCGCCGAUCUACUCGAUGGUGCCCGCACGCUCGACGCUUUAGAUGAUCCGACGGCGGGCGCCUCUGACGACGCGUUGCGCUCGUUGCCGUCGCGCGGGCUCCGCGCGCUUGCUGCUUCGGACGCCUCGGCGUCUUCUCAGCGCGGCGCGCCUGUCGCUUCGUUAGAUGGGCCUUCCCUGGAUCGCGGUGCGGCUGAAUCGGCGGCCUUCAGCGGCUCGGACGCGCCCAUGCCUCCACUGCGACGCGCCGACGACGAUGAUGAUGAUGAUGUCGACGACCCCCUCACGGCGGCGGUGCGCAACGCCGGGGCGAAGCCCAAGACUCCAGAGGCUCGGAAGGCCCUGAACGAUCUACCGCCGGGGAAGACGCCUUCGAGCUGCCUCGCGGCCCUGUUACUGCGCUUCAAUUUAUUUGCGGUCAUCAAGGGGACGUGCACGGUCGGCGGGGGUUCUAUGAUUGACGAUUUGGAGGAGUUAGACCAGGAGAAGCGGAAGGAGACGGGUAGUAGAAACCCUGCUCGGUGGUACAUCUACAAGAUCCUCUUGUUCGCGGCGCAGAUGGCUCUCAUCUUCGGGGACGUCUGCUUCGGUGACACUGGCAUCAGCAUCUUCCGGUGCGUCUUCGGCCGCUACGCCCUCGCAAAAUUCUUAUGGUUGGGCAGAAAGACGAUGCUGGACGCGAUGAAGAUGCGGCUGCCGCUGCUCUGGGUUCCUUUGGAGAUACGCCCCGAGGACCUGCACCUGCUGCCGUCGUGGGUCCGCGUCGUGUUCCCGCGGGGCCUGCGCUUCGAGUCGACCGCGGUGAUCAAGGAGCUCCUGCAGCGGUCGAACGGCUUGUUCUUCGACUGCAAGUGCUUGCUCUGGAACGCCACCUGCGCCGGCCUCGUCGGCACCACCGCCGUGGUCCCGGCGUUCGCGCUCACCGUGGCCGGCGUCGACCCCGGCUCCCUCGUCGCGACGCGCGACGCGACGCGCUCGCGGGCGGUCGUGCGGUCUUCGGCGGCGGGCGGCUCUUCUGAUGCGGUGUCGUCGCUCUUUUCGGCGGGCGUCGACUACGCGGCCAUCGAUUUCUCCUCGUUCCCGACGUGCGCGCGGCGCGGCUCGGCGCUCCUGUCUUCGCAGCUCGGGUCCCCACUCUCGGUGUCGGUGCCUUACUUCUACAUCCGCUUCCACAAGCCGAACUCUUCGAAGCUCACGGACUGGUUCCUCGUCGACGACUUCGCGACGGUCAUGCCGGAGCUCAAUCGCAAGUACUGGGACCCCGUGCCCGACUGGGUCUUCGAGUCCAAGACGCUGCGCGCGCUAGCGGCCGGCGCGGCGCUGAUCUUCCGCGGGAUGGACAUCCGCGAGGUCGCGCCGGGGCCUUCUUCGCUCCUGGAGGUCUUCGAUCCGACGGUCGAGUGCCGACACAACCACACCUACACGAUCUGGGCCGGCGUCGACUUCGUCAUCUUGCUGCCGGACGGCCGCGUGCUCGACAAGCGGCUCUUCCUCCUCGAGCUCCUCAAGGCGCACGCCGCCUGA